Molecule: messenger RNA, 1325 nt
Organism: Aspergillus campestris IBT 28561
Lineage: Eukaryota; Fungi; Ascomycota; Eurotiomycetes; Eurotiales; Aspergillaceae
Exons: 1
Coding region: 355-1287 (310 amino acids)
Source: RefSeq, a predicted model, not a curated record
UCUGAUUAAUAUCAUUGCUUUGCCAUCCCUUGCCGAAGUGCAAAUUUCAUUCAAUAUCUCUUCUCUUAACCAGCACCGUUUCCCUCCUAUCCCCUCUUAAUAGCACUUCUUCCCGCCGUUUUUGGUGGGAAGUUUCCUGGUUUUCCCCUUUCUUUUACUCUCGAUCUAUUGAUCUAUUCUUAUUCUCGGUUCUUCGCUAUUGGGUAUAUUAUUCAGAACAAUCCUAUUGUUCUCAUCCUCACCCUCCCCCGAUAAUAUCCUCCCCCGAUAAUAUCGAUAAUUCUUUUCGCAUCCCUCCGUGAUACUUACAGAACCAAGCUGUAACACCAUGCUUUGAGCCAACAUCGUUUUGCCAUGGAACCCGAAGGACCGCUCCAUAAUGGGGCCCACCUCGCCAUGGCCGUUUUCGUGGGCGUCGCGUGGUACAACGUGGUCGAACUCGUCAACCUGAUCUUCCUCACCUUCAAGCGAUACAAUGGAAUGUACUUCUGGAGCAUGCUGAUUUCCACCCUGGGCGUCUGCCCCUACUCGGUCGGCUACCUCAUGAAAUUCUUCAAACUCACCACCGCCACCUGGCUGCCCGUCACUCUGUUGACCAUCGGCUGGUGGACCAUGGUGACCGGCCAGUCCUUCGUGCUCUACUCCCGCCUCCACUUGAUCCUCCAGAAUGCGCGACUGCUGCGCAUUUUGCGCAACAUGAUCAUCGUCAACGCCUUCCUUUUCCACGUGCCGACCACCGUCCUCACCUUCCUGGACAACCUGCACCCCUCCGCAGCGUCGAAAAAAGGGUACGAGGACAUGGAGAAGAUCCAACUGACCGGGUUCUGCGUCCAAGAAGUCAUCCUGUCCGGCAUCUACAUGUGGGAGACCAACCGCAUGAUGCAGCACAAUCCCGACCGCGUCAACCGCAAGACCAUCCGCCAGCUGUUCGCCGUCAACCUGCUCUGUAUCCUCAUGGAUAUCGCCCUGAUGGUCAUCGAAUUCAUGGGCUUAUACUCCUACCAGACCACCCUCAAAGCCACCCUAUACAGUAUCAAACUGAAGUUGGAAAUUGCCGUGCUAGGCCGGCUGGUCAGGCUGGCCCACCAGCACGUCUGGCGCUCCCAGUUCAACGGGGGCACCGGCCGUUACCCUUCCUUUGUCGAUGCCACCAAACUCACCAAUCCUUUCGGCCAGGCCAACCAUCUGCCGCCCCAUCCGCUGUCGCCGGGCCCUCUGUCGGAAAGCUCCGGCUCCAAACCGCGCCAGACUCCGAUCGAGGAUCUCGAUGUCGAUGCCAUGCGAUGAUGAUUCGAUAGCUCAAGAUAUUUUUGUCUACUACGGCG